AUGAUGGGCUGCUGGAUUUUGAAUGAAAGUGUCUCCAUCAUAUUAGGACUCUCAUGGCUGGGAGUGAAUUUAUAUCUGUUUAUCGACACAUUCCAUUGGUAUGAAGAGGAAGAGUCUUUCCUUUACACACGAGUUAUUCUGGGUUCAACACUGGCUUGGGCGCGAGCAUCUGCAGUGUGCCUGAAUUUUAACUGCAUGCUAAUUCUCUUACCCAUCAGUCGAAAUCUUAUUUCAUUCGUGAGAGGGACAAGUAUUUGCUGCAGAGGACCAUGGAGGAGGCAAUUAGACAAAAACCUCAAAUUCCACAAACUGGUCGCCUAUGGGAUAGCCAUUAAUGCAACCAUCCACACCGUGGCACAUUUGUGCAACCUGGAGCGCUACCACUGGAGCCAGUCCGCGGAAGCAGAGGGACUUCUGGCUGCACUUGCCAAACUUGGCAACUCCCCAAAUGAGAGCUACCUCAACCCCAUCCGGACCUUCCACACAAACACCAUCACUGUGUCACUAACGACAAUUGCGGGUGUUACUGGCCUGAUCAUCUCUCUGACUUUGAUCUUGAUCAUGACCUCUUCCACCGAGUUCAUCAGACAGGUCUCCUAUGAGCUGUUCUGGUACACACAUCAUGUGUUCAUCAUCUUCUUCAUCAGCCUGGCUAUCCACGGCGCAGGUCGGAUAGUUCGAGGCCAAACUCCCGAGAGUCGACUGCUCCACAAUGUCACCUUCUGCAGAGACCACUAUGCUCAAUGGCAGACGGCCGCCCAGUGCCCCAUGCCUCAAUUUUCUGGCAAGGAGCCUUCGGCUUGGAAAUGGGUUUUAGGCCCUGUGGUCUUAUAUGCGUGUGAAAGAAUAAUUAGGUUCUGGCGGUCUCAACAAGAAGUUGUCAUUACCAAGGUGGUGAGCCACCCAUGUGGAGUUCUGGAACUUCACAUGAAAAAGCGUAACUUUAAAAUGGCGCCAGGGCAAUACGUCUUGAUACAGUGCCCGUCCAUAUCCUGGCUGGAAUGGCACCCCUUCACCCUCACGUCCGCCCCGCAGGAGGACUUCUUCAGUGUGCAUAUCCGCGAAGCAGGAGACUGGACGGAAGCUCUAUGUAAGGCCUUUGGGGCAGGGGAACAGGCCUUGAAGGAGCCCUGGAGCCUGCCAAGGCUGGCGGUGGACGGGCCGUUUGGAACCGCACUGACGGACGUGUUCCACUACCCGGUGAGCGUGUGCAUCGCUGCAGGAAUAGGGGUCACACCCUUCGCCUCCCUCCUGAAAUCUAUAUGGUACAAAUGUGAGUCACACACCCAGCUGAAGCUGAGCAAGGUGUAUUUCUACUGGAUUUGCCGGGAUCCAAGGGCUUUUGAAUGGUUUGCUGAUCUCUUACUCUCACUGGAAACACUCAUGAGUGAGCAAGGGAAAGCUCACUUUCUGAGUUAUCAUAUAUUUCUUACCAGCUGGGAUGAAAAUCAGGCUGUUCACAUAGCUUUACAUUGGGAUGCAAAUAUUGAUGUGAUCACAGGGUUAAAGCAGAAAACGUUCUAUGGAAGACCUGACUGGAACCAUGAGUUCCGGCAGAUGGCCUACACCCACCCCAGCAGCAACAUUGGCGUGUUCUUUUGUGGACCCAAAGCUCUCUCGAAGACGCUUCAAAAGAUGUGCCGCUUGUAUUCUUCAGCCGACCCCAGGGGGGUCCAUUUUUAUUACAAUAAAGAAAGCUUCUAG
Molecule: messenger RNA, 1704 nt
Organism: Hyaena hyaena (striped hyena)
Lineage: Eukaryota; Metazoa; Chordata; Mammalia; Carnivora; Hyaenidae
Gene: NOX3
Product: NADPH oxidase 3
Exons: 13
Coding region: 1-1704 (567 amino acids)
Biological process (GO): defense response; superoxide anion generation
Cellular component (GO): plasma membrane; NADPH oxidase complex
Molecular function (GO): superoxide-generating NAD(P)H oxidase activity
Source: RefSeq, a predicted model, not a curated record